This is a messenger RNA of Closterium sp. Naga37s-1, 1146 nucleotides long. Lineage: Eukaryota; Viridiplantae; Streptophyta; Zygnematophyceae; Desmidiales; Closteriaceae. The record is from the annotation of a GenBank genome assembly.
AUGAGUGUCUUCAGGAAGCUCCACGACAGAGGGCUGCUCAGCCUCUUCGCUGUCGAUGAGGCCUGCAUAUCACUGCCACGGCUGUUGCAAAGUAGGGUGCGAGAGGACAUUGUGUCGUCUCUCUGCCUUCGCAACCCUACAACCAUGAUCUCCUCCUUCAACAGACCCAACAUCUAUUAUGAAGUGCGCUACAAGGACCUCAUGGACCCUUACAAGGACUUGCGGGAUACUUUGCUGGCGUCGAAGCAGCAGUGCGGCAUCAUCUACUGCCACUCCCGCAGCACCUGUGACGAGCUCGCCUGCUGGCUCACGCGCGACGGACUCCGGUGCAAAGUGUACCAUGCAGGGCUGUCCACCGCAGCUCGCACAGAAGCACUGGACGACUGGUCACGAGGAAAGAUCCCCAUAAUGAUUGCCACCGUCGCCUUUGGAAUGGGCAUUGAUCGUGGGAUAGUGCGGCUGGUGUGCCACUACUCCCUGCCCAAGUCCAUUGAGGCGUUCUACCAGGAGUCGGGGCGCGCAGGCAGGGACCAGCAGCCGUGCCGCAGCAUUCUGUACUAUGGUGUGCAAGACAGACGCACCAUGGAGUUCAUAAUCAAGAAGGAUGACGGUGCACGGGGCAAAGGCCCUCCACAGCCUCAGAGAGUCAAGAACGCCCUGGACGCCUUUCAAAAGAUGGUGGACUAUUGCGAGCUCCUGUCAUGCCGCCGAAUGAAGCUGCUGACGCAUUUUGGAGAGACAGCCACCCCAAGGCUGUGUGCGGGGGGCUGUGACGUGUGCAAGACGCCACACUCAGUAAAGGCAGCACUUCAGGAGCUUCGGGAGAGUGGUGCUGUCGGGGGCAGUGGCGGUGGCAUGCAGCCACGGGUGCAAAUGGGCAGGCCACCAUUGUCCAGCAAGUUGAAGGAUCUGGUGGAGAGCGAGUUCUGGAAGAGGGACGAUGAGGAGGAGGAGGAGCCUGAGGAGAGCAUCUCCGGCUCUGAUGGGGAGGAUGAAGCAACGGAGAAGAUUGCUCGAGUGGAGAGGAGGACGGGAAAGAGGCCCUCGUUUGCCAGCAAGAUGGAGGCAAUGAGCCGGGCUGAGGAGGCGUAUAACCGCGAGCAUGCAGCGCCGAGAAGCAGGCUGUCAUCCCUGCGACAGCAGUUU